This is a messenger RNA of Fundulus heteroclitus (mummichog), 3057 nucleotides long. RefSeq names its product neurofilament heavy. The coding region runs from base 72 to 2369 and encodes 765 amino acids. The record is from RefSeq and is a predicted model, not a curated record. Gene Ontology annotation, molecular function: structural constituent of postsynaptic intermediate filament cytoskeleton. Gene Ontology annotation, biological process: axon development. The transcript has 4 exons. Gene Ontology annotation, cellular component: neurofilament; axon. Lineage: Eukaryota; Metazoa; Chordata; Actinopteri; Cyprinodontiformes; Fundulidae.
UUUCCCCUGCCUCCUAUAAAAGCGCAGAGCUCUCCCUCCUUUGCAGUCAGUUCUCCUCCGGCCCGGCAAACAUGAGUUACACGGUGGACCACCACUACAUGGGCCCGAGCUCGUACCGCAAGGCUCGGACCGCAUCCGCGUCCUCCAGCGGCUUCCACUCCCAGCAGCGCCGGCGUCCCGCCUACAGCCAGCCGUCCUCCAUCGAAAGCCUGGAGACCUUCAACGGCGACAUGACGCGCAGGAGCGAGAAGGAGAUCCUGCAGGCUCUCAACGACCGAUUCGCCGGCUACAUCGACAAGGUGCGCAACCUGGAGAUGCACAACCGCAACCUGGAGGCGGAAGCGGCGGCGCUGCGCCAGAGCCAGGCCGGGCGCAUCUCCGUCGGGGAGCACUACGAGCGGGAGCUGAACGACCUCAGGGAUCUCCUGCAGCAGCUGACCGGGGAGAAGACCCGCGCCGCCCUGGAGCACGAACACCUGGAGGAAGACAUCCAGCAGCUGCAGGUCAGGCUGGAGGACGAGGCGCGCAACCGGGAGGAGCUGGAGGCUGCCGCCCGCGCCAUGAAGAAGUACGUGGAGGAGUGCCGGCUGACGCGGCAGGAGCUGGACAAGAAGCUCCGCGCCCUGGAGGAGGAGGCGGCUUUCCUCAAGAAGAACCACGAGGAGGAGGUGGCGGAGCUCCUGGCGCAGAUUCAGGGCGCACAGGUGAGCUUCGACCUGAGGGACACGCUCAAGGCGGACGUCACCAGCGCGCUGCGAGAGAUCCGCUCCCAGCUGGACAGCCACGCGUCAAACAGCGCGGUGCAAGCAGAGGAGUGGUUCAAAGUGCGCAUGGAGCGCCUGUCCAACGCAGCUAGAUCCAACCAGGAUGCGAUCCGUGGGAGCCAGGAGGAGAUCGCGGAGUACCGCCGUCAGCUCCAGAGCCGCACCAUCGAGCUGGAGACCCUCCGAGGAACCAAGGAGUCGCUGGAGAGGCAGCGGAUGGAGAGCGAAGACAGACACCAGGAUGAUAUCAACUCGCUCCAGGAGACCAUCAAUCAUCUGGACAAUGAGCUGAAAACAACCAAAUGGGAGAUGGCGAGCCAGCUGAGGGACUACCAGGAGCUCCUCAAUGUGAAGAUGGCUCUGGAUAUUGAGAUUGCUGCUUACAGGAAGCUGCUGGAGGGAGAGGAGAACCGUUUUGUGUGUGGUGGCACUCCGUACACCUACCUGGAGAGCAGGAUCUCAGGCCACGUCAAGGUAAAGAGCGAGGAGAUCUCCGAUACGGUGAUCGUGGAGGAGCAGACGGAUGAGACGCAGGUGACGGAGGUGACGGAAGAGGCAGAUGAGGAGGAGGAGGAGGAGGAAAAGAAAGAAGACGAAGAGGAGGAGGAUGAAAAAGAAGGCGAGGAAACCAAAGAGGAGGAGGAGGAAGGUGAAGAGGGAGAGGAGGAAGAAGAGAAGGAGGAAGAAGGAAAGGAAGAAGAGGAGGUGAAGGGUGAGGAAGAAAAGGAUGAGGAGGCGAAAGAAGAGAAAGAAGAAGAGGGUGAAGAAGAGAAAGCUAAAUCUCCUGCUGUUAAAUCACCUGAAUCCAAAUCACCUCAGAAAUCUCCAGAAUCCAAAUCUCCAGAACCCAAAUCUCCAGAAUCCAAAUCACCAGCAGCCAAGUCCCCCAUGCCCAAGUCUCCUGCCAAGUCCCCUGCAGGAGACGAAUCCAAAUCCCCUCCUAGUAAAUCCCCCGAACCCAAAUCCCCUGCUCCCAAGACCCCCGAACCAAAAUCUCCAGAAAAGGAGGCCGCUAAGCCGGUUGCUGCCAAAGACACCCCAAAGGAGGAGAAGAAGGAGAAGCCCCAGCCAGCCAAAGAGGAGCAGAAGGAGAAAGAGCAGCCUGCGAAGGAGGAGAAGAAGCAGGAGCCCAAGGAGAAAGAGCCAGAGAAGGCGGACAAACCCGAUGCGAAGAAGGACGAGAAAGCCAAGGUAGAAACACCGAAACCCGAGACUCCCAUCAAGACCGCUGAGGACAAACCUGCUCCAAAGCCCGAGCCCAAAGAGAGCGCUCCUCCUGCCAAAGAGGAGAAGCCCUCCGCUCCCAAACCGGAGAAACCAGAGCCUGAGGCGAAGCCUGAGAAAACUGAGAGCAAGGAGGAGAAGAGGCCUGACGAAAAGCCAGAGAAGACGGAAAGCAAGAAGGAGGAGAAGAAGCCUGACGAAAAGCCAGCGCCUAAGGUAGAAGCAGAGAAGACUGAAAGCAAGAAGGAGGAGAAGAAGCCAGAGGAGAAGAGUAAAGAGGAGAGUAAAGAGAAGAGUAAAGACGAAGCAAAGGCAGACAAACCUGAAAAGUCCUCCAGCACGGAGGAGAAGGAAACCAAGGAGGAGAAGGCCAAGAAGUAAGACUCAGCGCCGCGUUUCUACCUGUGGAGGAGAAGGAGAUGCCAAAGAACGGAGUAGGAGGGAGGGAGGGAGGAGAAGGGUGGAGAGCAGGAGGAAGGAGCUGGGCGUCUACCAGCUGAUAGGCAGGUAACAGUAUGAAAGCAAUAUUGAUUUCUGUAGCAAAUAACCCCACUGCUCCCCAAGAAUGGCCAUUACCCCCCCCCCCCCCCCCCCACCCCUGAAGCUUCUGAUGUAUGACUGAACGCAGAACGCUCUAAACUCCUCAUCUGAAUGUGACACCUGCCCUUAUACCGGAUAAUAAGUGCAUUUAAACUGAAUCCUGACGGGGCCGGCAGGACCCCGCUGUGCCCACACGCGCCUUCCCAGGGCAACAGAUGUCAAAACUAUGUCAAGCAGAUGAUUGUGAGCAACAUUGAAUAUAUAUAUAUAUAUAUAUACAUAUAUGUAUGUAUCACGUUUAUUAAAGGAGGCAGAAAUCUCUAUAUUGUAUUUACAGAUUAUUAAGUCAAGGAAGACUUGAAUUUUGCUCGUUUUGUGCACCUUAAUGCUGCUUCUCCAGACAGGUGAACGGUGGCGUCUCACUCUUCCGGUCUGCAAAUGCUAGGACAAUGAUGACUGUGCUAUGUAUAAACUGCUGAGGAUAUGCAAUAUGAAAACGUAAAUAAACAAGGAAAAAAAAAUACACAAA